Molecule: messenger RNA, 615 nt
Organism: Ricinus communis (castor bean)
Lineage: Eukaryota; Viridiplantae; Streptophyta; Magnoliopsida; Malpighiales; Euphorbiaceae
Exons: 3
Coding region: 1-615 (204 amino acids)
Source: RefSeq, a predicted model, not a curated record
AUGGCUAUGCAAAUAGCUGAAUUAAUAAAACAAGUAAGGAUACUUGCUUCAACUAAGAAUAUACAAAGCAAUGAGGUUAAUUUGAUGGAAUCUUCUCAGCCUAGGCAACCUAGGAAUAAUCCCUACUCCAACACUUAUAAUCCAGGUACAUCAAAAGAAGAUGGACUAGUUGAUAUGGAAAUAACUGAAGGUGGUGUACAAAAAGAAGAAAGAAUAGAGCCUAAUCUUGGACAAAAGAAGCAAGACAAUGAGGCAUUUUCAGGACCUAAGUUUCAUAAGGCAACUGAGCGUUAUAAGCCUCAUAUUCCAUUCCCUAACAUAUUGAAAGAAAACAAACAAGAUAAGCAAUUUUCUGAAAUUCUUGAUAUGCUUUCUAAAGUUUACAUUAAUUUACCUUUGUUAGAUGUUAUUAGGAAUAUGUCAGCUUAUGCUAAACUCUUCAAGAAACUUAAUUCCAACAAAAGGAGAUAUGGAAAUGAUGAAAAAAUUAUGGUAUCUGAAACAGCAAGUGCUGUUCUCCAACAACAAUUACCCCCGAAGAUGAAAGACCUUGGGAGCUUUACUAUUGCUAUUACAAUAGGGGAUAAAAAAGUUGUUGAAGCCAUAUUAAAUUAG